Molecule: messenger RNA, 687 nt
Organism: Prunus mume (Japanese apricot)
Lineage: Eukaryota; Viridiplantae; Streptophyta; Magnoliopsida; Rosales; Rosaceae
Product: protein OXIDATIVE STRESS 3 LIKE 3
Source: RefSeq, a predicted model, not a curated record
UUCUCAUAUAUACACAUACAUAUAUAUAUAUAUAUAUAAAUAAAACGACAAUUGCUCCUCCUAAAGCCUCAUAAACAAUUCCAACCUUUUCUUCACCAUCUCAUAUUUCUCUAUUUUCUCUUGUUUGGAUAUCAUGGAAGGUGAUAACAUGAGAGCCUUUGACAUGGGUACACUCAGAACAAGUCUUCCACAAAAGAGAUCUGGGUUGUCAAGGUACUACUCCGGCAAAUCAAGAUCAUUUACGUGCAUGGACGACGUUAGAAGUGUGGAAGAUCUUAAGAAACCGGAACAUCCCGAUGCUAAGAAGAGGAAGAAACAUUCGGAGAGGAAGAACUUUCCGGUUCCGACCUACCCUCCUUAUCCAUGUCGAAGAGUUUCUAGCACCACCCAAUGUGCUGCACCUUGCGUUGGUGUGUGAAUAUAUAAAUCUAACUGAAAAAAAAAUUAUGGAAAAGCACAAUAACAUAUUCUUUUUUGCAAUAUUUUGCUGCUUUCCCAAAUCUCAAAAGAUGUCGACUUCGAAUUCCAUUCUUAGGAAUUUUGUGGUUUUUGGAGGAUCUAGCUACGGGAGAGCAAGGAAGAGAGAGCUUUCUUUUCUCCCAAAUUGUGUAAAUAAUUUAAGUGAUUAAACGUACAUGUAUUAGAUUUUAUUUUUUGUUAUUAUUAUUAUUAUUAUUAUUAUUAUUA